Molecule: messenger RNA, 393 nt
Organism: Phycomyces blakesleeanus NRRL 1555(-)
Lineage: Eukaryota; Fungi; Mucoromycota; Mucoromycetes; Mucorales; Phycomycetaceae
Exons: 6
Coding region: 1-393 (130 amino acids)
Source: RefSeq, a predicted model, not a curated record
AUGUCAUUCCGGGUGUAUAGAUGUGCCUGUGUUAUUCCUAUCAACAAAAAGACAAAACCAAUAUUAACACAUAGAGCUGUUCCAACGCCAAAGGGUGAAAUGAAAACAAUAAUUGCCUUUUUGUUUCUUUUGUUGAUGGCCGCGCUUUGGCGUUGGAACAACUGUAGGCUUCGCCACUUGACUUCCAGACUUGUCAAUUUAAAUAUCGAUAGUUUAGAUUUGGCCCUCAUUAUACUAUACAAUAUACAAGAUAGUUGGCUAAAACUAUACGACAUAUGCUUUAAGAAAAAUGCAGCUAUACUUGUAAUUGACGAUAUAGUACAAGUCUAUUUCAGAACCGAGCUUCAAAAUGGUCUAGAAUCCCGGAAGAUGUUUACGGCAUCAAGAAAAUGA